GAAGCAACAGCUGCUGGAGUCUGUAAUCUGCGUGAGGCAUGUUUGUUAUUCGUGUGCAAGAAGAAGCUGUCGUAGCUCAGAAGUGCUUGUUUUGUGCACAACAACGUAAAAAUGAUAGUUUUGCGUGUGACUUUACUACCGUUUUUAUUGUACUUCGUAAUUUUAUUCCAUGAAGCAUCUCUGAAAGACAGAGAAUAUAAUGACUUUCUAUUGGUGACGGUGGCUACGAACCAGACCGAUGGUUUCAAGAGGUUCAUUCGCUCGGCUAAAGUGUACAACAUCCCAGUCAAGGUUUUGGGCCUUGGAAAGAAGUGGGAGGGGGGAGAUGUGCACAGAUAUGCAGGCGGAGGCCACAAGAUUAAUCUCUUCAAGACGGAAUUGCUCAAACACAAGGACAUUGCAGAGAAGAUUAUUAUGUUCACUGACAGCUAUGAUGUGAUCUUGCUAUCAGGAGUGGACAAGAUAGUGGAGCAGUUUAAAAAUUUUGAUGCCCGAGUGGUAUUUUCUGCCGAAGGCUUUUGCUGGCCUCAUGAGGGGCUGGCGUCCAAGUAUCCUACUGUCCAGAGGGGGAAACGGUAUCUAAAUUCUGGAGGUUUCAUUGGUUAUGCCCCAGAGCUGUAUAAAGUAGUGGCAUCAUCAGUAGUCGCCAAUGAAGAUGAUGAUCAGCUGUUCUAUACCAAAGUGUACCUAAACGAGGAACUGAGGAACAAAUUCCGCAUCAAACUUGAUCACAGAGCAGACAUAUUCCAGAAUCUUAAUGGUGCUGUUGCGGACAUUGAACUGAAAUUUAAGGGGCAUGAAGCAUAUUUGCAGAACACCGUGUACAAUACAGUUCCAUUGGUGGUCCAUGGGAAUGGGCUGAGCAAACCGGUGCUCAACACGCUUGGCAACUAUUUGGCCAGCAGUUGGAACUCGGAAGAUGGCUGCCUCAGUUGCUGGGAUGACUCGAUUAUUCUGGAGGACAAAGACCCAAAGAGCUACCCAACUGUACUGGUAGCAGUGUUCAUUGAGCAGCAAACACCAUUCUUAGAAGAGUUCCUUGAGAAGCUCCACAACAUUGAAUAUCCUAAAGAGAAACUGCACCUCUUUGUGCAUAAUUCAGCAGACUACCACUCAAAGCACCUAGAAGGUUUUCUGUCAUCGUACGGUGAAGAGUUUCGCACUGUGAAGAGGAUUGAUCCAAGUGACAGUCUGAAAGAGUUUGAGGCCCGCAACCUGGCUGUCAACUACUGUUUGACGGUGAAUUGCGACUACUACUUUAACUUGGACAGCGAUGCCCAUUUGGAUAACCCGCACACCCUCCGCCUUCUUGUCGAGCAGAACAGGGGUGUUGUGGCACCACUGCUGUUGAGACCAUAUAAGGCGUGGUCCAACUUCUGGGGAGCAUUGACAGCUGACGGCUUCUAUGCCAGAUCCAUGGACUACAUGGAAAUCAUACACAAUGACCGCCGUGGUGUGUGGAACGUGCCGUACGUGAGUGCUUGCUACCUGAUUAAUGGCACACUCAUCAGACAGCCUGAGACAAAGCCGUCAUACUCAUACUACCAGUUGGAUGCUGACAUGGCUUUCUGCUCCAACAUGAGGUCUAAGGAUGUCUUUAUGUAUGUGAGCAAUCGUGUGGACUUUGGUCACCUAGUAAAUGCAGACAACUUUGACACAAGUCGCAUAUACAGCGAGAUCUACCAGAUCUUUGAUAAUCGGUGGGACUGGGAACAACGAUACAUACAUGAGAAUUACACCGAGAACUUUAACCCAAAUAACACCAUUGCACAGCCUUGUCCAGAUGUGUACUGGUUUCCUUUGGUGAAUCCUCGCUUCUGCAAGGAAUUCAUUGAAAUCAUGGAGACUUAUGGUCAGUGGUCUGAUGGCACCAACAAGGAUCCACGGCUGGAUGGGGGCUAUGAGAAUGUGCCGACACGUGACAUACACAUGAAGCAGAUUGGAUUGGAGGCUCACUGGCUGGAAGUGUUACGUCUGUAUGUACGCCCACUGCAGGAGCUCGUGUUCAUCGGUUACUUCCACGACCCCCCACGAGCAAUAAUGAACUUUGUAGUGCGCUACAGGCCAGAUGAGCAGCCUUCACUGAGACCACAUCACGACUCCUCCACGUAUACCAUCAAUGUGGCUCUCAACCGACCAAACAUAGACUAUGAGGGAGGUGGAUGCAGAUUCAUCCGUUACAACUGCAGUGUCACAGACACGCGGCUUGGCUGGAUGCUGAUGCAUCCUGGGCGACUGACGCACUACCACGAGGGUCUGCAAGUUACAAAAGGAACGCGAUACAUCAUGAUCUCAUUCGUUGACCCAUAGACCAGCUACAGUGUCACACAGCCGCACACUGAUGACUCCAGGGUUGCUAGGCGCUUGCUUUGAGUUCCUUUACAAGAGUCAUGCCUUCACAUUGACAUACUUUUAAUAGUCUUCAUGGAUUGAUGAAUCACACAGUGCUGACUGACAGGCAGAGGAUUGCACCGUCAGUGGCUAACACAGCUUAGUCAGCAUGUUAUUGCUGUGUCAUUUAUUCUAUAACAUGAUACUGUCAGACAGAACAUUUUGACUUUAAGCUGAUAAAAAUAUUGCUUACUGUUACAGAUCCUGAGCCAGCACUCUUUAAUUCACGUCCCCACUACCCAUUUCUCGAAGACCAGCUUUAAUAUUUUCCUUCGCUUCUUUCUUUGUAUUGGAUGUAUAAUAAGAAAUAUGGGUCAAAGACCCCUAGAAGGAAAUUCAUCCUUCCUGUCCCAGUGCAUUUAUUUAAUAAAUAUUCUUCUUAAAAACUGGAUUUUAUAAAAGUGUUUACUGACAUAUUUUAACACUGACACGCAUGUGAUAUGUUGAGACCAGCCUCAGAUCGUAUUAAAUAUGGAAUUGGAGCGUUUGUUUUGUUGAUGACGGACCACCCAGAAUAAUGUGAAUGUUACGUUUUGAAACGUGAGCCCCAAUUCAAUGCGAGUGUCCCGCCACCAUUUUACGUAUAAUAUGCAUCAAAUUUUAUAUCUUAAAACAGUUUAACUGAAUGUAUUAUUUUUUCCGGUUUUGUUGGCCUAGUUAAUAUGCCUGCCUUGGGCAGAGUUCUGAUACCUGGCUUAUUUUUUUACACUGGUGUUUUCAUGUUCUGUUUACGUCCCAUCUCUGGUCUAGAUAGCGCUUGACUUUAAUGAACUCCACCACGCAGUUAACUUUUCUUUUAACCUCAAGAUGGAGACAGUCAGAUUAUGAAAUGUGUUGCAUCUUUCCGUGGCAAUGCAGAGUGUCCAGAAAGUACUCCCAUGUUGAAGUU
Zootermopsis nevadensis is the source of this 3280-nucleotide messenger RNA. RefSeq names its product procollagen lysyl hydroxylase (gene Plod). The record is from RefSeq and is a predicted model, not a curated record. Lineage: Eukaryota; Metazoa; Arthropoda; Insecta; Blattodea; Termopsidae. Gene Ontology annotation, cellular component: endoplasmic reticulum. Gene Ontology annotation, molecular function: L-ascorbic acid binding; iron ion binding; procollagen-lysine 5-dioxygenase activity. Gene Ontology annotation, biological process: peptidyl-lysine hydroxylation.